GCCUAUCACAAGCAAGCGCUGUGAAACGCCACAAAGUAAGCAGGUAGUGACGUUUUCAAAGUCUACGAUGCGCUUGCUGAACCGCUGGUGUUAUCUACAAAUAGUAUGCUGAACUCGAGGGUGUGCCUCCAUUUCGCGGCUGGCAUUGCGCUGCAACAAAUAAUAAAAAAAGCAAGAACGAUGCUUGACAAACCUUGCCUGAUUAUAGGAAAAAUUUCAGGUCCCGCUGGUUUUACAGGUGAGUCUAUAUAUCCCUCCACCAUAGAGAGAAAACGUCAACAAGAGGGGACACUCGGCUAAAACUGGCAACAGGAUACACGUCACGCUUAGUGUUCACCUCAUCCGUUAGAUGACACGAGCAUCUGAAAAAAAAAGAAUGUCAAAUGAACCUACAGACAAUGUUUUAUAUUUUCCUAAUUCUCUCGCGCGAAAACUAAAAUGUUCUGCGUAUAAAAGAAGUUACACUUGGCCGCCUACUUACCUUGCGUUACCUAGCGACACGACAAUACAUGCCAGAUGCACUAGAUGGACGCUUCAUCGGCCAGACACGCCACCGAAGCGAGUGAGGCCAGCUACACGUAUGAGCGCUCUCGCCUCUAUGGCGACCUGUCUGUAUUCUUUUAAUGUAGCCUGGUUUCUUGGGCUUACGGCUUAUUCUGCGUUCCUUCUACACGUGGUACCCCUGCGCCACUGGACUAGGACAAGUCGUUUAGGUUUGAGAAGUAAUCCUGGGCUGCUUCCUAAUGAAACUAUGGCCUGCGGACUAAGAAGAGGAAGACGAGGUGACCGACCUGCCCAGACGGACGGGGUGUCAACAAAAGCAGCGACAGGACGACCAUGGAGGAGCAGAAGCAGUCGACGAGCACGCGGGUUCAGCCACUCGCUGAAGGACCUGUGCCCGUUCGUCAGCGGACCAACGUUGCCCCCAGGCAGCGGGCUCCGAAGCUACCGUUUCAUCUUCAUGCUCGCCAACUUGGUGCAUGGGUGUUCCACGGUACCUUUCUACACGUUGUCAGUGGCCUACAUGGACGACAACCUCACGCCCCAGAAGUCCAGCUGGUAUAUCGGCAUCUACUACACCGCAGCCAUCAUGGGGCCAGGUGUCGGCUUCAUCCUGGCUGGCAUGUUUCUCGGCAUCUAUACUGACGUCAGCGUAGACCCGUCGAGCAUCGGCAUGUCGCCGUCCAGCAACGUGUGGAUUGGCGCCUGGUGGAUCGGCUUCGUGAUUACCGGCUUUUCGGCGCUGCUCAUCAGCUUGCCUACGUUUGGCUUUCCAAAGAGACUUCCGGACGCCGUGAACACCCACGAGGCACACGAGGUGGACUUCCGCGCGCUGAAGGGCGACACUUUGCAGGUGCGCCUCGCCGACAUGCCCAGAGCCGUGUUUUACCUGGUGCAAAACUACACGUUCCUGUUCAUCAGCCUGGCCACCACCGUCGAGAUGAUGAUUGGCUCUGGCUACUCGAACUUCGUCACCAAACUGUUCGAAAGCCAGUUCGGAAUGACUUCGUCCGGAGCAGCACUCCUGCUUGGCAUGAUCGGUAUUCCGAGCGCUAGCCUGGGCUGCUUCAUGGGCGGCUACGUGGUUUCCAAGCUGAACCUCAGCUGCUCCAACAUCAUACGCAUGUGCGUACUCAUCUCGGUGAUGAACUGGUUCGUAUUCUACGCGCUGCUCGUCGCCUGCCCCAACCAGCGCUUCGAGGGCAUCGACAUUGAGAAGAAGAUGGUACUCACGCCCAAGUGCAGCAGCGACUGCAUGUGUCCCUUCAGCUUCAAUCCCAUCUGCGGUCGGGACCACAAGAUGUACACGUCACCGUGCCUGGCCGGCUGCCGCAACGAGACCCAGGAUGUCAAGGCCUCGACCACGCUCUACACUGAUUGCGACUGCAUCGAACUAGAAGGCGACCACAACGACACCGAACACGUGGUGGAGGCCGAGCGGGUGCGCUGUACGCAGGAGUGCUCCGCCUACACCUUCUACAUGGCGGCCACAUUCAUUUGCAUCUUCAGCACCUUCUACAUCAGCGCGCCGAGCAUCAGCGUCACCAUCAGGUGCGUCAUGCCAAAGCAGAAGUCGUUCGCCUUAGGUGUACAGUGGGCCUGCAUACGUCUCCUAGGCACCAUUCCGGCUCCGCUCAUCUUCGGCAAGGCAGUGGACAUGGCCUGCGAGAUCUGGUCGUCCGUGUUCGACGGCGACACGAACGACUCCGGCCACUGCGCCAUCUACGACAACGGGGCUUUGAGCCGCAACAUGGCCGCCAUGCUCCUGCUGCUGAAGACCAUGUCGGUGGUGCUCUUCGCGUGCGCCAGCUUCACCUACCAGCCGACGACGACAACAUCGUCUCCCACAUAAAACUGCCGAAGCGCGCCAUUCAGGCUGCUCACGUUUACUGCGCUCGUGCGACAUCCUCUUGCUAGUAGUUAGUGGACGGGCUGGCCGCGUCGCCGGUGCGAGAACGAACGCGCAGGCGUAUGUAUGUGUAAGCACAUCGCGAAAUACUCGUAGGUACCAGCAAUGUUCUUUUUCUAAUUGAUCCAACUUUAAAAAGCACGAUAUAAAGGAAAACUUUCUUUGCCUAGCCCCUGGUC
Messenger RNA from Dermacentor andersoni, 2589 nucleotides. RefSeq names its product solute carrier organic anion transporter family member 4A1-like. Lineage: Eukaryota; Metazoa; Arthropoda; Arachnida; Ixodida; Ixodidae. Gene Ontology annotation, biological process: transmembrane transport; sodium-independent organic anion transport. Gene Ontology annotation, molecular function: protein binding. Gene Ontology annotation, cellular component: basolateral plasma membrane. The record is from RefSeq and is a predicted model, not a curated record.